This is a messenger RNA of Cuscuta campestris, 934 nucleotides long. NCBI's taxonomy places the organism in Eukaryota, Viridiplantae, Streptophyta, Magnoliopsida, Solanales, Convolvulaceae. The record is from the annotation of a GenBank genome assembly.
UAUAAAUAUUUUUUUAAGUCAAUAUAAGAAGGAAUCAGAAGAAGUUAUCAAGAUGCGAUCGUUGCUGAAGCAGCAGGGAUUGUGGGCGCCGCUGACUGAAAAGGUGGAGCUGCAAGUCACUCCAAAUGAGAGUGAAUUACAACCCCAAGGUGGAGAAGAUCAACACACUACUGCUGAAACCACCAUUUCUGAUGUUCAUCCGGAAGCUCGUCAGAGAAGCAUCGCCAUUGAUAGAGCUAGGAGGACAGGUGUGAAGCCUCCGGUGAGGUACGAGUUUGAGGACAUGGUGACAUAUGCACUACAGGUCGCCGAUGAGGUGGAAGAUGAGCCAUCGAUAGACGAACCAUCUACAUACAAAGAAGCUGUUUCGGGCAGUAAGUGCGCUAAAUGGCUCGCUGCAAUGAGAGAAGAAAUGGAGUCAUUGUCCGAGAAUCAGACUUGGGAGCUGGUCACACGGCCUAAGGAGAGGAAGAUUGUUACUUGCAAAUGGCUUUUCAAGAAGAAGGAAGGAACCAUCCCUGGUGAGGGUGUCAGAUAUAAAGCACGACUAGUGGCAAGAGGGUUCACACAGAAGGAGGGGGUUGACUAUAAUGAGAUUUUCUCACCAGUAGUCAGACAUACUUCCAUCAGGGUGUUACUUGCGAUGGUUGCACAUCAAGAUCUGGAACUUGAGCAACUAGAUGUGAAGACAGCUUUUCUACAUGGAUUGCUUGAGGAUGAUAUCUACAUGACUCAGCCAGAGGGAUUCGUGGUUCCAGACAAGGAGAAUUAUGUUUGCAAGCUGAAGAAGUCUUUAUAUGGACUAAAGCAGUCUCCAAGGCAGUGGUAUAAGAGCUGCGAAGUCGAAGUUAGAGAUUCAGAAGUUGAAGGGCCAUCUAAAUGCUGAGUUUGAUAUGAAGGAUCUGGGUGCUGCGAAGAAAAUUCUAGGCAUGGA